AUGUCAGAGGAAAAUCUUAAACUGCUGUCCUGCCACUUUACAUGGGGUUUACUAAAGGAGGAUGCUGAUCUUAACUUCCUUGAAGUUAAAAUCCGUGAAAGACUGGGGGUGAAGAGCAGGGAUGAAGGAAACCUGAAACAGAGAGAAUUAAAUUUUCUGGCGUUCAUUAAGCAUCUUCAAGGAUUCAACGAUGAGGCGGUCAAGAAUCUGCAACUGGCAAAGGAAGAACACCCAAAUGAUGACAAGAAUGUGAUUGUGACGUAUGGGAACUUGGCCUGGGUGCAUAGCUUCCUGAGCAAUGCGACUGAAGCCGAGGCCUACAUAGAGAAAAUAAAUGAAAUCCUCAGAGCUUUCCCCACUCCAGAGCUUCACAGAGAAGUUCUGAGUGAAAAAGCCUGGUCGCUUCUCAAGUUCUCUAAGAAGUCCUACAUCAGGGCCAAGGAGAUUUUUCUUGAAGCUUUACAGAAAGAGCCGGAUGACAAGGAGUGGAACACAGGCUUGGCGUUUUCUCUGUUCCGUCUGGAGGGACUGAAGAUCGGUCAGUACCAUCGGGUUCGUUUUGAAGAGUCUCCUGCUGUGCUCCAGUUGAAGAAAGCUUUAAAACUGGACCCAGAUAAUGCAAUGAUCCUGGUGUAUCUGGGGCUCAAGUGCUACAAGAACAUAAAGAACUCGGAAGCGUGGCAGUACAUGACGCAAGCACUCAAAAUGGCUCCCUAUAACCUCAGCGUUGUGCUGCAUGUUGCAAAGUUCAUGAAGAAAGAGCAAUGUUAUGACAGGGCCCUGGAUGUGCUGCUGGAAAUGCUGAAGAAAGCACCAGAUUCGUCUCGUUUGCAUCAUGAGGUAGCUAAUAAUUACCGCUGGAAAGCCAUGCAGAUUGAGGAUAUACACAAUCCGGAGUUGCUGGGCCUUUGCGUUCACCAUUUAGAGAAGGGUGCCAGUUUAAACCCAGGUUAUGUAUACCCACAGCUGGAGCUGGCGCUAAGGUAUGCAGAGCUAAAACAGGCAGGCAAAGCAGAGCAGAAGUUCACCGAGCUCUUCAGCAAGCCUGACCUCAAGCCAGCUGAUCUUCAAGCCUGGCACAGGCUAUAUGGUGAUUUCAAAGGGUACAGGCUGGGCUCAGAGAAAGCUGCAGUUGAUCAUUACAAGCAAGGCAUGAUGCUAGGACGAGUGUCCACCGAAUGGAUCUCCUGCAGAAACAGACUGAAGAAAAUCCUUCAGCGUGACAAACGGGACACCUACGAGAUCCGGAUGUUCUUUGAUUCUGUUAGAACAACAAACAAAGAUGAUUAAAAGUGGUGAUGCUGUUUCACUCAUAAUUCGUGUAGGGGUUUAAACAAUAGUGCCACUUUAAAGCCAGCAGUAAA
This is a messenger RNA of Danio aesculapii, 1364 nucleotides long. RefSeq names its product interferon-induced protein with tetratricopeptide repeats 8 (gene ifit8). Gene Ontology annotation, molecular function: protein binding. The coding region runs from base 1 to 1290 and encodes 429 amino acids. NCBI's taxonomy places the organism in Eukaryota, Metazoa, Chordata, Actinopteri, Cypriniformes, Danionidae. The record is from RefSeq and is a predicted model, not a curated record. Gene Ontology annotation, cellular component: cytosol. Gene Ontology annotation, biological process: defense response to virus. The transcript has a single exon.